AUGAGCGAAGGUCGCUCCCUGACCCUGCGCAAAAAGCGCAAAGACCGCCCCAAGAUCAGCGGUCCCCAAACCAUCUCCGCUCCCCGUCCGCUGAUCCCAGGGCAACCCACGUCCAACGCGCAAGCAUCCUCACAGAGCAGCAACAAGAGACCGGACAACAACCUCUCCAUCCCCAAGACCGAGCGCACCAACACCGAGACAUCUGACCUGAUCAAGCGUCGCUACUCGACCCGCUACAACCAAUUGCCUAACUUCGGUGGAGGCGAUGCACCGGCUGUACCUGCGCUGCCGUCAGCGUUGAAGCGUCGGUCGGGUGGUGCUACGUCGCCGAAACGGCCUGCCACUCGAGAGGGUGGUGCACCCUUCAAAGUCGACGAGGAUGUCCUCAGCGACCCGAAUCUUGCAGCUGACCGCUACGUGACGAGCCUACUGAGUAACGCAUCGGAGACGGACAUCGCCGACUACCAGAACACAUUGCGGCGGAUCAAGAAUCGGAACUCUACGAAUCUGCAGCAGAGCGUGUAUCAAAACCGCACGCAGUUCAUCAAGAUCAGUAAGGAGGCGGAGAAGUUGAAGAGCGAGAUGCAGAUUCUGAGGGGCCUGAUGGGGGAUCUGACCGGGGCGUUGAGCUUGACUACGAGCUCGUCGGCUGCGACGAAUGGCGGUGGGGCUGCGUUGAGUCCAGAGCUGUCUGGCUCCUUCAAGCGACGGAAUGCGAACCGCUCUAGUGUGGCUAAUCUGGAAAGCAUGUGGAAUGUGCAACUCCAAGCGCUGUGGAAAAAUGUCGAGAAGUCUCAGAAAUUCCUGCCCGCUAUCCCCGGCCGGCAUAUUAUCAUGGAGAACGGCGCCUGGGUGGAACUCGACAGCGCGACCUGGAAGCCUCGUCGGCCGGUGCAUCUGUUUCUCUUGAACGACCACCUGCUAGUGGCGUCUAAGAAGCGCAAGCGCAUGGAUCCCAAUGUGCCCAAUCAAGGCCCCGCGCCGACGAAACUGGUCGCGGAGGAGUGCUGGAGCUUGCAGGAUAUCGACAUGGUGGACAUGUCGACCACGCCUGGCGUGGUGUCGAAUACCGCAGAGGAGAGGGCCAUCGCGACCGCGGUGACCAUCCGUGCGGCGGGGAGGUCGUUGACGUAUAGGUCGGAGAAGAGGGAUGAGGCCGCGAAGACGCAGCUGUUGCAGACUUUCCGUAAGGCGGUAGAGGAUCUGCGGAAGAUGAACAAGGUGGAGAUCAGCAAGAGCAGUCCGACUAUGGACAGCUUCAACUAUUUUGCUUCUCGCGACGGUGGGGCAGGCUUGUCCCGGAGCGGCAGCGUGCUCUCGUCGUUGAGCACUUCGAGGGGCGAGAAGCCGGAUAUCCUGAUCGAGGUGGAUGGUAAGCAGCAGAAUUUCAGGUGGGUCGAGUCACAGAUUGAUGAGUUGGAUAUCGACAUUGCGCUGCAGCGCUUCGAGGAAGCGGUCGAGAAAGUCGAAAAAUUGCGCAAGAUGACCAAGACGUCGCUAAAGUCGAACACGAUCGCCCAAGAGCUCAUACAGUCAAAGGUAGACGACCGCGCCGCCAAGCUCGCAAACCUGCUUUGCAGGGAACUCACGGACAAGCCAUCGUACAUGGCUACCACGAAAGGCCUCGUCGCAUACCUCGUCCGCCUAGGCGCUGAGGACCAGGCGCGAGAAGCAUACCUCAGCGCUCGCAGCGAGGCUCUGAGGAAACGCUCCCGACAAUGUGUCUUCGAAGGCGAUCUGCACGCCUACGUCUUCAGCAUCUCGUACGUGUACUUCACGAUGGUGAAGAAUACGAUCCUUAUCUAUCAAGCCAGCUUUUCUGCGGCGACGAUGUCGGCUGUGAUCAAGUGGGCGAAUGAGCACCUGGAGGGCUUCAGUCAGAUCUUGCAGCGGCAGAUGAGUAGUGUGGAUAAGGAGGGCAGAGUGUGGAGGGAGUGCAUGGAUGUCGUGUGGGAGCACGAGGCGAGUCAAUUGGGCGAGAAUGGGCUGGAUUUUAGGGCGGUGAUUGGGAAGGGUUUGGAGGUCAGGGAGGUCAAGGUGCCUAGCGUGCCGAAGGUGCCCGGUGGCUCGAGUGCAGCUGGGUCGCCCGCGGGUCAGAGGGGUAGGAGUGGUAGCGAGCGGAGCGAUAGGAGUGGUGGCAGGUCGAAGUCGAGGGGUCCGCGACAGUAG
This is a messenger RNA of Cyphellophora attinorum, 2169 nucleotides long. RefSeq names its product Exocyst complex component exo84. Gene Ontology annotation, cellular component: exocyst. The transcript has a single exon. Gene Ontology annotation, biological process: exocytosis; intracellular protein localization; Golgi to plasma membrane transport. The coding region runs from base 1 to 2169 and encodes 722 amino acids. Lineage: Eukaryota; Fungi; Ascomycota; Eurotiomycetes; Chaetothyriales; Cyphellophoraceae. The record is from RefSeq and is a predicted model, not a curated record.